UAUUCCGUUACACCUGCCGACCACAUCUCCAAACUCGUGGGAUAUACAAAGUCUUUGUCUGCAUCAGAUAGGGAUGUUCCUCCAAAACACGAUCAUGAUCACGCAGUACGAAUUCCGCGAUCAACCUCACCUGGACUCGUUAUCUUUGUAGGCUUCAUCGGUCGGUUAUGGGGAAUCGCUGCUGCUGGUCUGUGUUCGAGAAUAUGAUGCAGGUCAACAUUCCCAAGUAUGCCCCUAACCUUCCCAGACCCUUAAUUGUCGUGCCACCACCUGAUCGACCAGCUGUCCUGCACGCAUACGUCAAUAUGCUAAAUGAUGUUUUCCUUAUUGGCGUCCCUGCGGG
Molecule: messenger RNA, 343 nt
Organism: Cantharellus anzutake
Lineage: Eukaryota; Fungi; Basidiomycota; Agaricomycetes; Cantharellales; Hydnaceae
Exons: 2
Source: RefSeq, a predicted model, not a curated record